Messenger RNA from Ectocarpus siliculosus, 2391 nucleotides. The record is from the annotation of a GenBank genome assembly. NCBI's taxonomy places the organism in Eukaryota, Phaeophyceae, Ectocarpales, Ectocarpaceae.
AUGGAGGCGAGGCCGCCAGUGCCGCUACGGCUCAGUGUCGAGGAACGCGUGGAGCACGCGGUGUCCAGCGCGGUGCGGAGAGCGCUGGCGGAGCAGCGAAAGACACAAGAGGAGGAGCUGGACUCUCUCAGUGAUGUCCUGCAAAGGAGUCUUGCCGCGCUGGCGGGCGAGCGCGACCGGGCUCUCCGCUCGCUCGCCGCCGAGGAAGACAGAAGGCGAGACAUGAUCGAGGAGCUGACAAGCCUCCUCGGGGGGGAGCUUUCCUGCGGAGAUGUCUCUCGCUUGGCGAUGGGUCUCGAGCGCAUCGAGAGGGAGGCGGGGCCCGCCGCCGCCUCCGAGGAGGAGGGGGGCGGUGGACAGGAACGAGGAAGGGCGUGGGUGCUCGAGCGGGUGGAGCAGUUGGAGGCGCUGGCGCUGGAGGUGAGGCGGGGCGAGGGGAAGAAGAGGGCUGCUGCGGUGGCCCUGGCAGGCGUCGGGGAGGGGGGCGGCGCCGGGGAGGCCGUCGAGAGCGGGGAGCCGGCAGACGGCCUUGAUGAUGGUGGUGGUGGUGGUGGUGGUGGUGGUGGUGGUGGUGAUAGAGCGGUGGAGGGGGUAGGGGGUGCGGGGGCCUCCGCCUCCUCCGACGGGUCUUGGUCGUUCCCUUCGUGCAGCCAGGAAGGGACCGCCGAUCGAGCAGAAGAAGAAGCAGGGCGGCCUGCUGCCGGCUCCGUCGAGCCGGGCGGCGACGGCGCCGGCCCGUGCGCGGCGGAGGCGACUGCCGAAAGGGGAGGGACCGGCGCCGCGGCGACACGACCAGCAGACGAAGCAGCGGCGGACAAGCAAGCCCAAGAGCCCCGGGGGGGAGCUACUGCCGGGAGAACCGCGAGCAGCGGUGGCGCCGACGACGACGGCUGUCCCCUCCUCCCCGUCAAAGCAGACCACGCGUCUGAUGGCGGCGAGGGCACCAGCGGGCGCUUGGUCGCGGCGCCGGGCGGCGGGGAUGCCCAACCGCCUGCCGCGUCGUCGGAGCCGGGUGAGGUGGAGCGGUGGAGGGUGGCGGCUCGGAGGUCGGAAGCCUCGCUCGCGGACCUCCGCGAAACCCUCGGGAGUGUGCUGGCCCUGUCGUUCAUGUGCGGCGAGGAAAGCGCACGGCGCAGGGGGAAGGAGGAGGAAGCGGGUGGGGUUCGGCUCCCCACUGAGGGGGGGGUUGACAAGGAGGCCGGCUGCGGGGACCCCGACAGCGUGCUCGGAGUUGUGGCAGCGUUGGAGAGGGUCGGGGAUGCCGCUGCCGCUGCUGCUGAGAGCAGUGUUUCGGAAGAGGCAGUAGAAGGGACGGGGGGUACAAGUGUCGGCACGAGCCGCGGGCGGGAAAGGUUCUCACCGGGCGAAGCAAAGGCGUCGGCAGUGGACGUUCUCUUGAAGAGGCUGGAGGCGCUGUCCGUCGAUCAGGGGGGCGACAUCGCCCGGCUAGAGACCUCUCUGCAGGCCCUUCGCGGGUCUAGCGCUACACCAACGGCGGCCACCGCCGGCGCCGCCGGGGUGUCGAGCUUGGGGGAUAGCGGCCGGGUCGAUCUUGGGGGAAGCGCGCGGGAGGAAAGCGCACAGGCAGCGGCUGGAUUGAAGGCGGAAGACGUUUCGGACCCCAAAUUGCACUCACCGGCGGCUGCCGCUGCUGCUGUCGCGCCUAGAGGGGAAGGGGACCACGAGGGAGGGGUGUCGAAGGGGGAGGCGGGCCAAGGAGGGAGGGGAUCGCGCGAUGCUUCUCCGAAGCGGGAUAUACGGACGGAGUGGGAGGAGCUAGACGGGCUGGACACCCACCUGGGGCACUACCAGGGGGGCGGCGGGCUCGGCUCGCAGGCCGUCCAAGGCGUCCUCGACCGCUGGAUCGACGUACGGGAUGGCAUGGUGUCCGUGGUGCUACCGCUGUUGCUGGGACGAAGAGGUGUCCUUCUCCAGGUGCUGACACGCGAGCGGGUAGAGCUUGUCCACGAUGUCCAGAUCCGCGUGACCCCCGUGGCGGGGCGGCGAGACGCGCCGCCCAGCGCCAGAACCUCACUCGGCGGAGGAGGAGGCAGCCGGUGGAGGCCUGCGCCCCCGGUCGGGGAGAGGGAGCACGGGGCGAGGAUUCGCGACAUGGUCAUGAAGGCCGCCCACGUGGGGUACGUGGAGGAGGACGAGGGGGGCGGCGGCGGCGGCGGCGGCGGAGGGGACGGGGACGGCCAGGCGGCGUGGAGGACGCCGCUGGCCUCGGUCGACUCCCUCUCGAGACAGCUGAAGGACACGUGGGAGACCUUCAACGCCAACUUUGCGACCAUGGCUGGGGAGUCGAGGGAAGACGGCGGUGCCGCGGGGGGAGGGUGGGCGGGGGACUCGCGGGGCGGCGGGCCCCGCAUGCUGCUACCGGAGUACUGA